Perkinsus marinus ATCC 50983 is the source of this 456-nucleotide messenger RNA. Its product is annotated as ankyrin repeat domain-containing protein, putative. Lineage: Eukaryota; Perkinsozoa; Perkinsida; Perkinsidae. Gene Ontology annotation, cellular component: cytoplasm; nucleus. The coding region runs from base 1 to 456 and encodes 151 amino acids. Gene Ontology annotation, molecular function: protein binding. The record is from RefSeq and is a predicted model, not a curated record. The transcript is spliced from 2 exons.
AUGCUGGUUGAGGCGAUGACCGAGCAAGGGUGGAGUAGUGUUGUGCAAAAACUCUUCAAGAGCCACGAUCUGGUUCGAGUGCAUUGGAAUGUCGAGGACGAAGUGUCAGCGCUUCAGGAUGGACUAACACUACUAAUCGUCUGCGCCCAGUUCGACAACGCAGCGAUGAUGGAAUGGCUUCGGCUGACUGGUGGUAUGUUCAUAGACGAGAAAGACCAUUCGGGCCGAACGGCAUUGCAUUGGGCUGCUUACAAGGUGUCUGGAAAUGGCCAUCGAAAAUCUGUCCAGUGGCUGCUGUCUCGUGGUGCUUCACUCAUCGAACGUGAUAUCGACGGCAUGACACCACUUCACUUAGCCUCCAUGCAAGGCCACAAGAUGGUCGGAUCGAGCAUUCAUCACACGUCGUUCGACAUGAUUAUCAAGUCGUGGACCUCCGACUCGUUUAGCUUCAACUGA